This is a messenger RNA of Limanda limanda (common dab), 2771 nucleotides long. Its product is annotated as ras-related protein Rab-35. The record is from RefSeq and is a predicted model, not a curated record. Gene Ontology annotation, cellular component: plasma membrane; endosome membrane. The transcript is spliced from 6 exons. Gene Ontology annotation, molecular function: GTP binding; GTPase activity. Bases 688 to 1317 code for a protein of 209 amino acids. Gene Ontology annotation, biological process: endocytic recycling. NCBI's taxonomy places the organism in Eukaryota, Metazoa, Chordata, Actinopteri, Pleuronectiformes, Pleuronectidae.
CAGCAGACGUGACCGCCGGCGAAAAGAGGAACAUCCUCCUUUCUCACUUCUGUUAAACGAGGGAUGGAGCCGUACAGAUGCUCGGGGCGAUAACUUGGUUGACGAUCGGUUGUCAAGUCGCUGGAACGUUUAACUGUCAGAGCUCGACCACAGAACGCCACAUCCCCCCCCGCCCGGCGCCUCAGAUGGACGACUCGCCGCAGAGACGUCUGUGAAGACACCGUGUUCGCUGAGGGAGUCGAAAGGAGGAAGAAGCAGGGAGCCGCUGACAGAACUGUGGAUUUCAAAAUCGAUGAUUCGCCAGGAGCUGGAAAUCCCCCCCCAGAGGAGUUUCAUCGGGUGGAACUGGAACUAAGGUGGAGCCCCCCCCCGCCGCCGCCGCCGCUCUUCACCAUUGAGCAUGAAUCACGAAUGCAGAGGUCAUAAGAAGCGUUCCAUGUCCGGCCGGCUGCUGCGGUUUCACUCUUAACGUUCACACUGAAACUCAAAGGAUAAACUCUCAAGCUGCAGAGAUUCAACUGGAAAUGUUCUGGUGUUGGCGCCGUGGGAACGAUGCUGAUGAGUCCUGUGCUGCUCUGAGCUCGUAGCGUCGGGAGGCGGAGCCAAGGAGCGACAGCGGCGAGCGCGGCAGCAUCGCCUCCUCCUAUCAAACUGAUUUUACGUGGAAAUUCAGAUCGCGGCCUCGAGAUGGCGGGAAAAGAUUACAACCAUCUCUUCAAGCUGCUCAUCAUCGGAGACUCCAAUGUGGGGAAGAGCAGCCUCCUGCUCCGCUUCGCAGACAACUCCUUCUCCGGCAGCUACAUCACCACCAUCGGCGUGGACUUCAAGAUCCGAACCGUGGACAUUGAGGGAGAGCGGGUCAAGCUGCAGAUCUGGGACACAGCCGGUCAGGAGCGAUUCCGAACCAUCACGUCAACAUACUACAGAAACACCCAUGGUGUUAUUAUUGUUUACGAUGUGACAAAUCCAGAGUCAUUUGUAAACGUGAAGAGAUGGUUGAACGAGAUCUCUCAGAACUGUGACAACGUGUGCAAGAUCCUGGUGGGGAACAAGAGCGACGACCCCGCCCGGCGGCAGGUGGAUACCCAGGAUGCAAUGCGUUUCGGGGAGUCGGUGGGUGUUCGGGUCUUUGAGACGAGUGCCAAAGAAAACAUAAACGUAGAGGAGAUGUUCAUGGCCUUCACCCACAUGGUUCUCCGAGCCAAGAAGCAGAGUCAGAACCGGGCCGAGCGGGAGCGCGAGCGGGAGAAGGGCACGGUCAACAUCAACGCCCAGAGGGACAAGGACCGCCGGAAGAGAGGCAAGAAAUGCUGCUGAGAUGCAGACGGACGCCAAAGCUUAGAGAAGAAGACGGUGCCUUAGGAGACGAGUGUUUCAUCUGCAGAUAUGAAUGUGAGAAACUGUGGUUCGCUCCUUCUUCGCCAAGUUUCAACACAACAGUCGGGUCACACUGCUCGACUGCUGUGGUUACAGUCGCUGAGGGAUUCAGGCCAAGUCCACACGUUACCGUUUAGUUUUAAAAUGCAUCACUAGAGCCACGGUUACGCCUGCAGUUGUGGAGCUGCUGAUCUCGUGUCAGUUUGAAAACUCUGGGUCCGUGUUUGAGUCUGAACAGAAACUGAGACUUUUGGACGAUUGGUUCUCAUCAGUCACAUGACUCGACUCGUCGCUCAGAGAAAGGAAAUCCCAGCUCUGACUCUUCAGCAUCACUUCUGUUACCAACCAACUGUAGAGGCAAUCUACUUCCUGAAUACAUCACAUGACCAGUGUAUGUGAACAGUCAUGUGACAUGUUUGUGUUUUCAGUUUAAAACUAAAACGUUCCCGUGUGGGCGGAGCCUUGAUCUGUCCUCACUGACUUCCUGCAGCAGUCGGGAGGUGACAGCACUGAACGGAUCAUUCUGAUGUUAUUUAGAUCGAAGCAGGUUGUAGUGUUUCAGAGUUUCAAGUUGAUACGAGGACGGAGGAGCUCAUACAUCUGCACUUAAAGUUAAUUAUUACUUUGCAUUAAUGUGGUGAUUGGUUUUUUGAUUAAUCAUUUAUUUUUCAGUGUAUAAAAUGAAAAGAGCUGUUUACAGAUUCCAAACUUCCAGUCUUUAACGUGUUUGAUAUGUUGGACGGUUCCGACCUGGAGUCUAUUUAAAUAUUGGAGAAAGGAAAAACAGAAUCUGCAUGAAUUUAUAAAGUAUUUGUUGGAAAAUUACUCUGAGCUUUGAGUUUUAUCUUGGACAUGAAAUCUGACUCAAAGCAUCAGAGUGAUGAUCUUUCUGUUGUGAAACCAGUCGGGAGUCAGCUCCACAAAUAACUGAUUCAAACCAGACUGAGCAGGAACAUGAAGACGUGAACGUACAUGUCUACUAACACGGAGGAGGCCGGGUGACUUAAUUUCCUCUCGUCCAGAGUGAAACAGAAAAACUCUGAAAGCCACUUAAAUAAAAAAAACACUACAAUCUGCUUUUAAAUAGAACUGAGAUAUAAACUAACUAAUAAACACUGUUACGGUCCCUUAACGUUGCUCUAGUGAACCACUGAGUUUUGCCUUUUUGUUCUAACCAGUGUUUUACCACUGAAAGGGAACUGGUUUUAGUCGUUACUAAAUUGUAAACGUGACACACUAACAGUUGUGUUCAGUCUCAAUGUACGUUUGCCUUGUUUCAGUUAACGCCAGUAAACUCCGACUACACGACAAAAUGUUCCAGUUGUUUGUUGUUUUUAAUGUAAAUCUGUCGCCGAGCAAAUGUGUCCAAAUCCAAAUAAAGCAAUAAAUCCAGA